AUGACCUACGUGCAACUCGAAAACCUCAUUAAUAAAUGGAGUUUAGAGCUUGAGGAUCAAGAGAAGCAUUUCCUGCAACAAGCCACACAAGUCAAUCUCUGGGACAAGACCCUGAUAAGCAAUGGGGAGAGAAUCACUGCAUUACAUAGAGAGAUGGAGAAGGUAAAAUUGGAUCAGAAAAGACUGGACCAAGGACUAGAUUUCAUCCUCUCCCAACAGAAAGAACUGGAAGAUAUCCUGAGCCCUCUGGAAGACUCGGUCAGGGAGCAAAAUGGAACCAUCUACCUCCAGCAUGCAGACGAAGAAAGAGAAAAGACGUAA
Staurois parvus is the source of this 321-nucleotide messenger RNA. NCBI's taxonomy places the organism in Eukaryota, Metazoa, Chordata, Amphibia, Anura, Ranidae. The record is from the annotation of a GenBank genome assembly.